Nerophis lumbriciformis (worm pipefish) is the source of this 1500-nucleotide messenger RNA. NCBI's taxonomy places the organism in Eukaryota, Metazoa, Chordata, Actinopteri, Syngnathiformes, Syngnathidae. The record is from RefSeq and is a predicted model, not a curated record.
AUGGCUCACUUAAAACUAUUGGCUGGACUGUCCCUACUAAUGUGCCUCCAAGUUGCAUCCUCAACAAAACUGGUGUGCUACUUUACAAACUGGUCCCAGUACAGGCCAGGUGUUGGCAGAUAUUUGCCACAAAAUGUGGACCCCUACCUCUGUACGCACCUGAUUUAUGCGUUCUCCAUCAUCAGCCCCACAAAUGAGCUGUCAACCUACGAAUGGAACGAUGCCGCUUUGUAUACAUCCUUUAAUCAACUCAAGAACAUAAACCCGCAGCUGAAGACUUUGCUCGCUGUUGGCGGCUGGAACUUUGGAACCACACAAUUCACUAACAUGGUCUCCACUCCAGCCACACGCCAGACAUUCAUUCAGUCUUCCAUUAGGUUCUUGCGACAGUACGGCUUUGACGGUUUGGACCUAGACUGGGAGUACCCCGGGGCACGAGGUAGCCCACCGGUAGACAAAAUGAGGUUUACAGUGCUUUGUCAGGAAUUGCUGGCUGCCUUUGAGGAGGAAGGAUCACGAACCGGUCGACCUCGCCUGCUACUAACAGCUGCAGUUGCUGCUGGAAAGGGGAACAUUGACAACGGUUAUGAGAUUGCAAAUGUCUCAAGGUUUCUCGACUUCAUCAAUGUUAUGACUUAUGACUUCCAUGGAGCAUGGGAAACGGUCACUGGUCACAACAGCCCCCUGUACCGCGGCUCUUUUGACCAAGGGGACAACAUCUACAACAACAUUGAUUUUGCAAUGAAAUACUGGCGAGAUCAAGGAGCUCCUCUUGAAAAGCUCAAUGUUGGCUUUGCCACGUAUGGGCGGACUUUUCGUAUACCAUCAGAAGAGAACGGUGUUGGCACUGUUGCCAGCGGGGCGGCGUCUGCUGGGAGCUACACCCGUGAAGCAGGCUUUUGGUCCUAUUAUGAGAUUUGUACUUUCCUCAAGGGAGGAAUUCUCAAUUGGAUAGAGGAACAGAAGGUGCCGUAUGCUGUAAAAGGCAAUGAAUGGGUUGGCUUUGAUAAUAGACAGAGCUUUGAAAUCAAGGCACAGUACCUGAAAGCUGAAAACUUUGGUGGCGCUUUUGUGUGGGCUCUCGAUCUGGAUGAUUUUACUGGACAGUUCUGCGCACAAGGCAAAUAUCCACUCAUCAGUUACCUACGCUCUGCUCUGGAGUCAGAUUUCCCAUCACCGCCGUUGUCAACCACAAGUGGACCAUCCGAAACCACAGAAGCUCCAUCCACAACAACAAUGAAACCAGAGACCACAGAAGCCCCAUCAACAACAACAAUGAAACCAGAGACCCCAGUUGUUCCAGAGACCACUGCGACUCCACUAACCACCACAACUGUUGUGUCUGGCAGUGGUUUCUGCGCCGACAAAGCUGACGGUCUUUUCGUGAACGAAAAUGAUAGCCACUCCUUUUAUCAGUGCUACAACAGCCGCACUUUCAUCAUGAAAUGUCCCGCAACUCUCGUUUUCAACGACAGAUGCAAGUGCUGUGAUUGGCCAUAA